UUAAAUCAAAGGAAGGCUGCUGCAGUCUUCCACGGCAAGGCAUUUCCCCGUCAGAUUUUUGAAGAGUCUUUUCUCUCCCUUUUCCUCUCCCCAGGUUUCAGGACCUUCUCCCUCGCCUUGACAUGGGACUCUUCCUUCUGUUAGCCUUCACCUUCUGCUACUGCCAUGCCAGCCCUCUCCAAGGCCAGAAUGUAGACUGCGAUGAUCCUGGUGUCUUUAAUGCGGUGGAUGUAGCGCUGAAGGAAUUGAAUCGAGAAAUAGCGGAAGUAAAUGGUGGAAAUAAAGGACACAAAUAUGCACUCAGUAUAGUCCUUGAUGCCAGCAAAACACCAGGCCCGGGCCAAAAUUACGUUGUGAGAUAUCAGCUAAAGAGAACCUCUUGCGUUGCUAGAGAUCCGACUCCCUGGCAAAACUGCGAGUUCAAGCCCAUAUGGGAGGGAGACUUUGGCGAGUGUGAAGCUGAAGUUCACAUCGACGAAUCCGGCGAACGUUCCAACGUUUUGCAGAAAUGCGCUAACGUUACUGUCCCAGUGAUGGUGAUCACGGAGCAAGCCGGAUGCCUAGGUUGCUGGCAAUCCAUAUCCACCAAGACUUUGGAGCUGCUGCCCAUUGUGAGACACGCCAUACAGCUACAUAACAACCAGAGCGGAAUGUCAAACCUUUUUGAAGCUGGAGAGAUAGUGAAAGCCCAGCGUCAGGUGGUGGCUGGAUGGAAGUAUAAUUUGGAGUAUCUGGCCAGAGAGACAAAUUGUUCCAAGGAUGACUUUACAGAUUUGAAUUCAGAAUGCAAAGCUCUUCCUCAAGGCCACAUAGCUAGCUGUGUAGUUGAUGCCUUUGUGGACUUGAAUGGGGAGCUUGUGCGUGUUGAUCAGAAGUGCAUACUUCGAGAAAAGAAAAACUUUCCUGGCGCUGCUUGUCCUGGUUGCCCUCAACGUAUUCCAACAGACAGCCCAGAACUAAAGGGGCCGCUGGCAGCUGCCUUGGAGAAAUACAACUUGCAAUGCGGUGGCAAUUUCUAUUACAAAAUUGAAAACAUUACAGAAGCUUCAAGCCAGGUUGUGGCUGGAAUAAUAUACCGAGUUCACUUUCAAAUUAAGGAGACAAAUUGCUCUAAGCACAUUGUCCCGAAAUUGAGUGAUGAUUGUCAGACUACAGAAGACAAUAAACUGUUGUACUGCUAUGCAUCUAUUUACGAGAGACCCUGGACGUCAGAAAUCCAACCCAAAUUGAAAUGUGGUGAGCAACCUCAGGAGGAAACAGAAGGAAACCAGCCCUUGAAGAAACCAGACAUGAUGCAGCUUAUGAGGAGACCUCCAGGUUACACCCCAUUCCGGACUCCAGGUCUAGCCCUCAUCACAGGAGCAAAAGGAGAUGAACCAAGUGGGGCUUGUAUCCUAGACUUUGGCAGCAAUCAUGGCAGCAGCCACAAACAUGGCCACAGCCACAAACAUGACCACAAAAAGCCAAAAAACAAGCUGAAAAACAAGUCUUCUGAAGAAUCUGAUGAAGACAAAACUACACCUAUACUAGCUGCUGAAAUCCCAGAACAGGUGCCUAAUUUAGACGUGCUUCAACAAGAGGAAGUUGAGACACCACAAGACAGCAAUGGAGCUCCACCUUCUUUGUUCGAACCUUUACCGGAUCUGCCAGAACCACCAGCUCCUAAGUGCCCAGGGACACCGUGGAAACCCAUUAUAGCCCUUCAGGAACCUAGUCGUGACUUCACACUCGAAGAUCUUUUACCUCCCUCUGUGGACACCGCUGAACCGAUCGAAACAACACCAGCUCCCAGCCAGUCAAUCUCCCUCGAUUUUGAUCUUACAGACGCUCUGUAACCAGUUUAUUAUUUCUUCAGGAAGUCAUGAAAUCCCACAGCAGUUGAGGUGGGAAAGUGACUGGGAUUUUAAGGCUGCAUGCAAACAUAACACUGAAACAGGAGUUGCGGCAAAUUGUUUCCCCCACGCGGCAAACCUGGCCUCCCCCCUUUUGCAAUGCAAUUGGCAGGUGUGCAACCCUGAAAUUUAAACGUUGAGUCGGCAACCUUGCCA
Messenger RNA from Lacerta agilis (Sand lizard), 2048 nucleotides. RefSeq names its product kininogen 1 (gene KNG1). The record is from RefSeq and is a predicted model, not a curated record. The coding region runs from base 123 to 1835 and encodes 570 amino acids. NCBI's taxonomy places the organism in Eukaryota, Metazoa, Chordata, Lepidosauria, Squamata, Lacertidae. Gene Ontology annotation, cellular component: extracellular region. The transcript is spliced from 11 exons. Gene Ontology annotation, biological process: negative regulation of endopeptidase activity. Gene Ontology annotation, molecular function: cysteine-type endopeptidase inhibitor activity.